UGCUGCAGAGUCAGUGGGUUUCUCCCCUCAUGCACAUGGUGCUCAACACAACAUUGGUCAGGGCAGUGUCAGUCUGACGGUUGAGCCCUGCACGUCUCAGGAAGAGUGAACGAUGGAUGUGUUACUUUUACUUUGCAUUGUCUCUGUGACUUUCACAGGUUCGUCUGAGGGAGCUGGGGUGUUGCUGGACGAUGUUCUGCAUGCAGCUGUGGGAGGGAAGGUGAUGUUCACCACAUUACUGACACCACAAGAAGCAUCUGUUGUGGUUGCCUGGACUUUUGGUUUGGACAAUCUAAUAACUUCCAAAAAAGAUUCAAAUACAACUGCACAGCAGUAUGAAGGCAGGAUCACCCUCUUCAGAUCCAAUGGAUCGCUGGAGCUCAGGAAUUUGACUGUUAAUGACAGCGGAGAAUACGAAGUUGCCAUUUUACCACCCAAUGCAGGGAUUAUAAGAGGAAGCACCAUACUGGAGAUGCACGCGCCAGUCCUCAAUGUGACAGUGAACCCCAUCAGCACAGACUUAGUGGAGUUCAGCAGCUCCGUCAAUCUGUCCUGCACCUCCUCCGGAUCUUCCCUCUCGUUCCUGUGGCUGAACGGCAGCUCUGAGGUCACAGCCGGCGACAGAGUCCAGCUCACUGAUGGAAACUCUACUGUCACAAUAUAUAAUGUGACCCGUUACGACCAGGGACCGUUCAGGUGUCAUGUGUUCAAUCUUGUCAGUGAUGGCACCAGUGAUCGUGUAAACCUCUCCAUCAGCUUCGGCCCAGAAAACACAAGCCUGUCUCCGUCACUAAAGUUUUACGAGGAGGGAUCAAACAUCAGCCUGACGUGCUCAGCCGUCUCCAGACCUGCCGCUCAGGUCCAGUGGUUUCUGGACGGAGACGAGCUGACUGAUGCCGGACCCGAGCUCAGACUGACCGACAUCCGUACGAGUCAGAGCGGGAACUACAGCUGUCGGGCCUUUAACAACAAAACCAUGAGAAAUCAAACAUCCCAGCCUGCAGUCAUCUCUGUUCUCGAGAGAAUAUCAGGUGCCUCUGUCAAAUCCAAGACAAACCAGGCAGUUGAGGGAAACUUUGUCAACCUAACCUGCGAGGCUGCCGGCUCCGUCUUCACCAGACAGUGGAUGAAGGACGGCUCAGUUCUGAUCCCGACUGACAACAUGGUGUUUCAUAACAAGCAGCGUGUGUUGUCUUUUCAACCUCUAAAGAAAACAGACAGCGGAGGUUAUUCCUGUAGAGUCGCCAACCCCAUCAACAGUGAAGAAGCUAAAUACACUAUGGUUGUUAACCAUGGACCAGACAAUGUUCAAGUCACUGGUCCAAGUGAGAUAAAUCUGAAACACACCUUAACGUUGACCUGCUCUGCUGAGUCCACGCCAGCUGCGAGUUACACCUGGGUGCUGAAUAAGAAAGAGAUACUCAGCAAUUCUGCUGUAUUCACUAAGGACACCACCGAGUUCUCUGACAACGGAAAAUACAUCUGUACCGCGGUGAAUAAUAUAACUGGGAGAAAAUCAUCUGCAGUGCAUGGAUUGUCUGUAACAGUUAAACCACCUUCACGGUGUUCCGGUGGAUGCACUGCUGGAAUAGUAGUCGCUUGUUGUUUCGUCGGUGGACUUUGUGCUGGUGGAUGGUUCUUCAUCUCCAGAAGAAAAAAACAGACAAAAGACACCAGAGCAGGAGAAGAAGGCAAGAACAGCGCAGCAUCGUCAGGGAGUCAGGAGGUGACCCACGCACAAAACAGUCUUUUCCAGAAUAAAGAUGGUGGGACAGUCGAGCUGGGGUUAGACCAUAACUUGUCAGAUAAUGCUGAAGUCAAAGUGAACAACACGCUUCCUGCAGCAUCCUCCCCUCCUACCGGCGAUGUCCACCAGGAACAAAUGUACAAAUAUAAUAGAGCAGAAAUAGUGAAAAUAUCCUCAGACCAUCCGUACAAGAUGGAGAAGAAGCAAGAAGGAACCCUGGCUAUUGUACUUCUGGCCUUAAUAAAAGGUUUUCUGGCCUCUGGUGUUGUCGAGGUCCAGCCCUCCAGCAACCCCGCUGUGGUCGGGGACACGCUGACACUGUCUCUGUCUCCCCCGACGAAUAUGAAGAGUGGAAGCUGGGCAGUGGGAGAGUCCCUCAUCCUCACCUGGAUCAGGGACCAGGAGGCGGUCUUCCCCAAUCACACGGGCAGGGCAUCGGUCAAUGUCCUCACUGGAGCGCUCACUCUGAGAUCCGUCACGGCCGCUGACUCUGGGGUCUACGUGGUGCAGAGCAGUGACCCCCAGCUCAGGGCCAACGCUUCUAUCACUGUUUUGGAACGCAUUUCCAAUGUAACGCUAAUGGCAAAGCAAACCGACUUCGUGGAGUUCAACAGUCCAGCGAUCGUUGCGUGCUCGGUCUCCUCUGGAUCCUCUCUCUCUUUCCUGUGGCUGAAUGGCAGCUCAGAGGUCACGGCCGGUGAGAGAGUUCAGCUCACUGAUGGGAACUCCACUCUCACUGUAAUCAAUGUGACCCGCUACGACCGGGGACCAUUCAGGUGUCGUGUGUCCAAUCCUGUCAGUAAUGGCACCAGUGAUCCAGUUAACUUAAACAUCAUCUACGGCCCAGAUAACAUGGCUCUCACAGUGGAAGGAUCCUUUUCAGUUGGAUACAAUCUGACCAUGCUCUGUUCAACUCAGUCCAAUCCUCCUGCUCAGCUUCAGUGGGCGUUCAGAGGAGAGUUUGCGAACACGACGGGUCCACUGUUGGAGCUGUACGGCAUCACCGAGGAUCAGAGUGGUCCAUAUUCCUGUCUGGCCUUUAACAAUCACACCAACAUGAACAGCAGCAUCACCUCACACAUCACGAUAACAAAGUCCCCAUCAUCUGGAUCCAAACAGCAGGCUGUCAGUGUGUUGCUCCUCUGUCUGCUGUUACUGGAAGGAUUCAUCUUUUCUUUGCCUGGCAAGAUGUAGAAUAACUACUAGUAAAUACAUCAUAUUCAUUAUUAUUCAUACCAUCCCAAAAUAUGUUUUAUGUUUAGGUUGAAAGUUUCCUUAACAUUUUUCUUUCAAAAAAGGUAAAAAAAAAGUAUUUUCAUUUGGAAAUGGCGACGUUCUUCCAUAGUGUCAAAUCGGCUUCCUGUUGUGACAUAAUUGGUGUAAUGAUUCUUUCAUUAUCGAUUAAUAUGAUAUUCUUUUCCCAAUUAAUCACUGAGUCUAAAUGUCAAAAUAGUGACAAACUGCAAUCACAAUUCGCCAAAGCCCAGACUGUAAUAAUCAGAUAGCUCGUUUUGUCGAAGACCAUAAGAUGUUGAUUUGUAUUUUUAUUACGAACGAUUUAAAAAUAAAUAAAAUCAAUAAAAGAAAAAAAAAAGAAUAACAACAAAACAAAAUUUCAACAUAACACACGCUAGACCCGUUCGAAAAGGAAUAAGAAGAAGCAUAGGCUUGUCAGGUCCUAGCCCCAGUCUUCCCCACAGACAAUUAAAAAAAAAAAUUUAAACUAAAAUACCAGUCCAGUUUAAGUCAUGCUCUAUAUUAAAUUCACUGUGAUUGAAAACAAAAAUUAUUAUUUUUUUAUUUUUUUUGGACUGAAAGAAAAAGUUGAUUAUUGACUUAGUUGAUUCCAAUAUGAACCAUUGAAUCUCUACUGAAGAUACUCCCACAUCUAACCUGCACUUGAUUUCUGUACAUUGUGCAUUUCAACAAUGUACAAUAUGAGGAAUGACACUGACAUUAACCCAUAUUCAAGAUUUAACUUAUGCGAGGAGAACAAAAUAUUUUGGAACACAAUGAUAUAGAAUUUUUUUUUACUAUACAUUGUAAAGGCAUGUAUACAGUAACAUAACUAAUAACUAAUAUCAAUACAGUAAAUAACUGAAUAACAACUUAGAAUUCACAGAUGUUGGUGGCUCUUUCACUCUAUGGAUGACUUUGAUGCAGUGAAAUGAGUUGGAUACAGUGAACUUUUAUGUAUUUAUCCAGUACAGCGUGUGUGAUUGUCAUACCCUUCUUAGGGGACUAAUUGUACACUUAAAACUAUAGGAUGGCUUGUCCAGCUGUGUUCCCUAUGGAAAAAAUGAUGAUGUUAAGGUUAGUUUUUGGGGUAAGGCGAAUAUGGUUGUGGUUUGGUUAGGCUUGAGAAAAUAAAUGGUUUGUUAUGACAUUUGUGCGUGCCUGAUAAAGUGUAAUAGAUUCUUAUAUCUCUAGUACCCAAAUUCAUAACCAUUACUGAUGUAAUUUUCCCUCUUUAUAUUGUAUUAUGUUCACUAAUCAAGCAAUGCCCUGUGGUUGAUUAGGAGAUAA
Molecule: messenger RNA, 4273 nt
Organism: Scophthalmus maximus (turbot)
Lineage: Eukaryota; Metazoa; Chordata; Actinopteri; Pleuronectiformes; Scophthalmidae
Product: carcinoembryonic antigen-related cell adhesion molecule 5
Exons: 16
Coding region: 113-2941 (942 amino acids)
Source: RefSeq, a predicted model, not a curated record